AUGAUGACAGGUUAUGAAGGUACCGGCUCAGUCCUGAUGUCCCCAGUGCCCCACCAGAUGCUGCCGUACAUGAACGUGGGCACCUUGUCCCGGACUGAGUUGCAGCUUCUCAACCAGCUCCACUGCCGAAGGAAAAGGAGGCAUCGAACCAUCUUCACGGACGAACAGCUAGAGGCGCUGGAAAACCUCUUCCAGGAAACCAAAUACCCCGACGUGGGCACUCGAGAGCAGCUGGCCAGGAGGGUACAUUUACGGGAGGAGAAAGUGGAGGUUUGGUUCAAGAACCGCCGGGCUAAAUGGAGAAGGCAGAAGCGGUCUUCCUCGGAGGAAUCGGAGAAUCCUCAGAAAUGGAACAAAACAACUUCCAAAACCUCCCCAGAAAAGAGGCAAGAAGAAACCAAAAGCGAUUUGGACUCCGACAGCUGAUAGGCUGUGUGGACAGGGUAGACUAGGCGUCUGGGACGACUUGCACGGAGAAGAGGCUCCACAUUCUUGCACAGACUCUGCCUUGGCAGGAGGAA
Molecule: messenger RNA, 521 nt
Organism: Pogona vitticeps (central bearded dragon)
Lineage: Eukaryota; Metazoa; Chordata; Lepidosauria; Squamata; Agamidae
Source: RefSeq, a predicted model, not a curated record